AUGUUAGAGUUAGCCUUCGGUUCUUCAUUUGGAGAUGCUGCUGCUAAUGCAGAAUACAGACGUGUGAGUGCUAUGAUUUAUGAAAAGUGUCUUAUGUCCUUGAAGAGAAACUUCCCUAUGAUCUGGUGUAACUACUGCCAAGAAGAAACUACAAUUGUUUCUGUGAAUCCAAACUUCCAAUACAGACAUCCUCAAAAUAUUUCUGAUGAAUUCAUUUAUUUCCGUCCUAUUAAAGAGGAAAUUCAGGAAAGGGCCAGAAAACAAAAUGAACAGAUUCCAACUUUGGCCUCCCAGCAACCCAAUCGUGAAGGUAUCCAUCAGAGGGACUUGGGGCUUACAAGUCAGGUGGUAAAAGCUACCACCCCACCACUAACUGAGGAGUUAGAAAGCAUUGCCCUUGUAAGACCAAAAACUUCAGGUCUUCUUCGCAUAGAGUUAGUACCAAUUUUUCCAAGGUUCCUAGAAUUUCAUCGCUUAGACGUUACAGGAAUUGCCAGUCCCAAGGAAAGGGGGAAAGGCACCGCAAUACUUGUUGCAGGUGUGCCUGGAAAGGAGGAGCUAGAUGAUACAGAAAUUCCAACUUUGCACUUCACUGGGUUUGUACACCUGGAGGUUUUACUAAAUAAAUGUUCACCAUCCUCAGAAUACAGUCGCCCAGGAACCCCAAGAAAUCUGUGGAUGGAAUCUCCAGAAAAUGCAGAGUCCCCAGGAAGUGAUGAUAUGGAAGUAGCAAGAAGCAUGUAUCCUUUUAGAGAAAGAUUCAUCUAUCGGCGUUCCUGGGCAGAGCUCUUAGAGGCACCACUAAACAAUGAGGGGCUUCAUAUUCUCCAAACUAUUCCCAAGGAAGAAAACCGAAAUACGGGUUGCAGCAAACUAACAUCAGGAGAAGAGAAUCAAGUAACCAUCCAUACUAAGGAUCAACAUUUCCAACCUUUGCAAGGCCCUUUCCCCUUGUUGCCAGAACGUCCUAAGCUCCAGCGGCAGCGCAGUCAAAGCUUACCAGGAUACAGUGAAGCCAGAGGCCAGUAUUUAAAUGCACCUGAAUUCAAAUUAAAUGAAGAAGAAACUCACUUCUUCCCACUUGACCAUAAUUUAAUAACAGAAGAAAAUAUCAAGGAAAUAUACAACGUGGAGGGAGUCUGGCAAAGAGAAAUUUCAUCACAUUCUGAAGAACAUCUUCCCAUCAAGCCGAGAUUUGAAAAUUCUGCAAUUGGAGAAAACAUUGGAAUUCCUGAGGAUACUUCUGCAUGCUCCAGAGGCAAUGUUAGAAUCCCCGAGAAUGAUGUCAAUACUAUCCCCAUUGUUAAUGUUGGAAUGCCCUUAGAUAAUCUUCAAGUUCUUAGAGGCAAUGCUGGAGUUCCCAGGAGCAGUGCUUUUGGUGUUUACAUGGGUAAUAGUGAUAGAACCUCCAGACGUAUGGUAUCUUCUCCACUCACUGAGCUCUCAAAGAUAGGUGAACACCAGUUAUAA
Molecule: messenger RNA, 1470 nt
Organism: Microtus oregoni (creeping vole)
Lineage: Eukaryota; Metazoa; Chordata; Mammalia; Rodentia; Cricetidae
Exons: 4
Coding region: 1-1470 (489 amino acids)
Source: RefSeq, a predicted model, not a curated record